This is a messenger RNA of Funneliformis caledonium, 447 nucleotides long. Lineage: Eukaryota; Fungi; Glomeromycota; Glomeromycetes; Glomerales; Glomeraceae. The record is from the annotation of a GenBank genome assembly.
AAACUCAUACAUAAAAUGAUAGCAAUUAAAUUUUCUUGUGCUUUCCUUAUUAUCGCCACUUUGGCAUUGGUCACUGUAGUCGAUGCCUUUGAUUCCAAGAAAGUACGUGACCUUGUUAACGAAGCACGUAGAAAUGCAAAAGUUGGAACUCUUGAAAUUACUUUAGACGGUCGAUUGAUGCAAGCUGCUCAAAGUCAAGCCGAUUAUAUGGCUAGUAUCAAAAAAAUGACUCACGAUAACCCUGCCGGUGAUUUUGAGAAACGUAUUCGAGAUGCAGGGUACAAUCCUAGUAUGAGUGCUGAAAAUGUCGCUUUUGGACCGGGGAAGCGGAUGUGGAUGAAUUCCCCCGGACAUCGACAAAAUAUUCUUAAUCCAGAUUACACUAAUAUGGGAGUCGCAUUUGGUGGUGAUAAAUAUUGGUCUCAAGUAUUUGCUAGACCCGCAUAA